This is a messenger RNA of Gossypium raimondii (Peruvian cotton), 797 nucleotides long. Its product is annotated as probable inactive receptor kinase At5g53320. The coding region runs from base 471 to 728 and encodes 85 amino acids. The record is from RefSeq and is a predicted model, not a curated record. NCBI's taxonomy places the organism in Eukaryota, Viridiplantae, Streptophyta, Magnoliopsida, Malvales, Malvaceae. The transcript has 3 exons. Gene Ontology annotation, molecular function: protein binding.
AAAUAAGAGGUUCCAUGAAAAAUAAUUAAUAAUGAAGUUGAAAAACAAAAAAGUAUACCAUUUAAGUGAUAAGUGGACCCUUAUGAAUGAAUUUCUUGGAAGCAUGAGGGGAUUCUUCCUUUCAGUUGUAGCAUAUAAAGCACAAGGGGUUGCAGCAUUGGCUACAAAUGCAUAAAGUACUGCUGAGAUGGAGUCGAAAUGGUUAGCCAUGGUUCUUGUAGUGUUAUCGUUAGGUUCUGGGCUGUGUGAUGGGUGCUUAGAGGAGGAAAGAUUUGCUCUAUUCCAGCUCAAACCUUUCUUUGCGUUCAUUGAUUAUAAGUUUCAAGAUCUAGACUAUGAGUCAAAACCGGAAAAAGAGAGUUCAUCAAAUUGUUGUGAGUGGGAAAGGGUUGAAUGCAACCCAAUAAGUGGACGAGUCACCCAUCUUUUCCUUAAUUAUUCCAGCAACAUGAAGAGAGAUUGGUAUCUUAAUGCCUCUUUGUUUCUUCCUUUUGAGAAAUUACAGAAUCUUUCUUUUAAGUGGGAAUUUCAUAACCGGCUGUGUUGCCAAUCAGGGUUUUGAAAGGUUGUCAUCGAAAUUGGAUAAGUUGGAGAAUCUUGACUUGAGUGACAAUCAUUUCAACAAUAGCAUUUUAGCAUCCUUAAGUGAACUUUCCUCGCUUAAGUCUUUAAAUCUAGCUUACAAUGUAUUCACAAGAUCAAAUCCUACCAAUGUUUUGGAAAUAUAGAUGGUUUUGCCACUAUGACACCAGUGUGUAUUGAGUAUUGCGGACUAAAAGGAACCCUUGAUAUACAAG